AUGAUCCCGACGACGCGGCUGCUCAGCUGCUGCUACUUGCUGUCGUUCAUCUUCAUCGCCGUCGCCCCGCGUGCGAUCGAUUCCAAGCUGGUGACCAGCCUCCCCGGCUUCGACGGCCGCCUCCCCUUCCGCCUCCACACUGGGUACGUGGAGGUGGACCAGGGCACGGAGCUCUUCUACUACUUCGUCGAGUCGGAGGCCGGCGGCGAGGGGGUACCUUUCCUUCUCUGGCUCACCGGCGGCGACCGCUGCUCCGCCUUCAGCGGCCUCGCCUACGAGAUCGGUCCCGUCAGGUUCGUCCUGGAGCCCUACAAUGGCAGCUUACCACGCCUGCACAUCAACCCAAACUCAUGGACAAAGGUGGCACACAUCCUGUUCGUCGAUUCGCCGGUCGGUGCUGGAUUUUCCUUUGCCAAGCAACCCAAGGGGUACGAGGUCGGGGAUGUGUCCUCCUCAUUGCAGCUCCAUGACUUCCUCAUCAAGUGGUUCAGCGACCACCCCAAAUACCUGAAAAAUCCUUUCUAUAUCGGUGGAGAUUCCUAUGCCGGAAAACUUGUGCCAUAUAUCGCACACAUCAUUUCACAAGGUAUUGAAGCAGGAAAUAGUCCCCGCAUUAAUCUUAAGGGAUAUCUAGUAGGCAACCCAUCGACUGGUGAAAGCAUCGAUAUAAGCUCUAAAGUGCCAUAUGCUCACGGAGUUGGUAUAAUAUCAGAUCAGUUGUAUGAGACCAUAUUGGGCCAUUGCCAAGGACAGGACUACAUGUUCCCGACAAAUGAUUUGUGCGCCCAAGCUCUGGAUGAUUUCAAUCAUCUUUUGUCCGAAGUUCAGCAGGCCCAGAUUUUGCUGGACACCUGCGUUUUUGCGUCCACUCCAGCCCGGCCAGAAGCUGAUAGUGGGACCGAGUACUCGGGUGGCGCUGGUAGGAGGAUCCUAGUUGGAAAUCCGCCACCUCGCCCUCCAUUUGGAUGUGUUACUUAUGGGUACUACCUAUCGUAUUUCUGGGCAAACGCGGAGGUGACACGAAAUGCUCUUGGGAUCAAGGAGGGGAGCGUGGAGGAGUGGGUGAGGUGCCACAACGGCGAUCUGCCCUACACAAUCGACCUCAGGAGCAGCAUUGAGUACCACCGGAACGUCACGGCCAAUGGUGGCUACCGUGCGCUUGUAUACAGCGGCGACCAUGACGCAUUGGUGCCGCACCUGGGGACACAGGCGUGGAUCAGGUCACUUGGCUUCCCCGUGGCACACCAUUGGAGGGCGUGGCAUCUCCAUGGCCAGUCUGCUGGGUUCACCUUAACUUACUCCAACAACAUGACAUUCACAACCAUUAAGGGCGGCGGGCACACCGCGCCGGAGUACGAGCCCGAGAGGUGCUUCGCCAUGUUCAGCCGAUGGAUACUCGGCGAACCACUCUAG
Messenger RNA from Triticum turgidum subsp. durum (durum wheat), 1413 nucleotides. NCBI's taxonomy places the organism in Eukaryota, Viridiplantae, Streptophyta, Magnoliopsida, Poales, Poaceae. The record is from the annotation of a GenBank genome assembly.